This is a messenger RNA of Carassius gibelio (silver crucian carp), 1002 nucleotides long. Its product is annotated as troponin I, fast skeletal muscle-like. Gene Ontology annotation, cellular component: troponin complex. The coding region runs from base 305 to 835 and encodes 176 amino acids. Gene Ontology annotation, biological process: muscle contraction. The transcript is spliced from 7 exons. NCBI's taxonomy places the organism in Eukaryota, Metazoa, Chordata, Actinopteri, Cypriniformes, Cyprinidae. The record is from RefSeq and is a predicted model, not a curated record.
GUGUGUUACGCAUUGCUUCCAUUUACAGCACACACCCACACACAUGCGUCUUGAAGGAAGGGAUAUUUACGAGGCUUUCCGAGGAUGGGCUGGGGAUAUUUCAGGAGCUCGGAGGCCUAUUGGUCUGAGGAGGAAUCCACUUCCAUAAACAGGACUCCCAGGAUCUGCUGAGCCAUCAGACCACAACAUAUAUAUCCUAUUGAACUUUUUUCUCUCUGGGGCUCACCAGUCUUUCCUGUUCUUCUUCCAAGUGUGUACUGCCCUCUUCUUCUCUCAUAGCGUGAGAACACACUAAACCGCCAAGAUGUCAGAAAAAAAGAUGACCUCCAGCCGUAGGCAUCAUCUGAAGAGCCUGCUGCUCUCCAUUGCCUUCGGUCUGAUGGACGCUGAAGCCAAGCAGCUUGUUGUUAGUAAGGAGGCUCAUAUGAGUGAAAACUGCCCUGCUCUCGAUCUGCCUGGAUCCACGCAAGAGCUGCAGGAACUGUGCAAGAAGCUUCACCAACAGAUCGACAAGAUUGAUGAGGAGAGAUAUGACUUGGAGUCCAAGGUUGCCAAGUCAAACAAGGAGAUCGAGGAUCUGAAGAUCAAGGUGGUCGACCUGCAAGGCAAGUUCAAGAAACCUGCGCUGAAGAAAGUGCGCAUGUCUGCUGACGCUAUGCUCCAGGCUCUGCUGGGCUCCAAACACAAGGUCUCCAUGGACCUGAGAGCCAACCUCAAACAAGUCAAGAAGGAGGUCAAAGAGGAGUCUGCAGAACAAGUCGGCGACUGGCGUAAGAACAUCGAGGAUAAGGCUGGUAUGGACGGCAGGAAGAAGAUGUUUGAGUCCGAGGCUUAAGAUGUAUUGUUUAUUCUCUAAUAUGUCUUAAAAAUUAUCCGGUAAACAUCUUUCUAUCCUGUGAACCUCCCGUUCCAAUAAAAAUAUUUUUCCUGGACUGUUUUGCACAUUGUACAUUGCUCCAGUGUUGAAUGGCAUGGCAUUAAAGAUUAGUGUAUACAUAUGUA